GAAAGAGACGCUGCAGACUUGUAGCCUUAAAUAGCUGAGUUAUUAUUAUUUAUUAUUAUUAUUAUUAUUAUUAUUAUUAUUUUGUGACUGGUUUUACGUUUGAUCCAGCUGAAAAUAAAAGCUCGCUCUUGUUGCUGUGUUUGGGGAUUUAAAACUGCAUCCCGCUUUAAACCGUGAGGGAAGGAAAACAGACGCUGUGGGGCCGAAUCCCAAACAGAUCUCCACUCCACUGUUUCAGUGCACUUCGUAGGGAAAGAAAUAACGCACGUGUAGGCACUAUGUAGUGCACUAUUUAUCUAAUGAGGGGAGAUUUAGAAGCAGAAAAACCCCGAGUCGGCCUUAGCGGGGUGUGUUACCUUGUGUCGCUCUGUUUACAGUGAUCGAAUUUAAACAGACGUGUUAUGAUGAGUUCAGCAGGAGACAGUCCCCUCUCCCCCAGAGUCUCUCAGGCUGAUGAUGAUGAUGAUGAUGAUGGUCCUGAUCCCUCACAGCCGUGUGAGGACGUCAAAAAAGAGGCGUCAGGUAGCGAGAUGGAGGUCUGCGUGAAGACCGAGGAGACGCUGGAGCUUAACACGGACGGCCGUGGAGACGAGUUCGACAACACACCCGAAGUUAUCUCCGUUAAAGAAGAAGAAGCUGACCAUGAGGACUACCUCUACUGUGAAAUUUGCAAAUGUUACUUCUUCAACAAGUGUGAGGUUCACGGUUCACCCCACUUCAUCGCUGAUACCCCUGUUCCCAUGGGAGUCUGUGACCGAGCCAGACAAACUCUUCCUCCUUGUUUAGAGAUUCAGGACUCCAGUAUUCCUGGUGCAGGACUGGGGGUGUUUAAUAACGGGGAGACUGUUCCAGUCGGUGCACAUUUCGGACCCUACCAGGGAGAGCUGGUAGAACAAGAGGAGGCCAUGAACAGUGAAUACUCUUGGGUGAUACACAGAAGUGGGCAGUGUGAGGAAUACAUAGAUGCCAAAAGAGAGAUGCAUGCCAACUGGAUGCGGUAUGUGAAUUGUGCACGUAAUGAAGAAGAGCAGAAUCUCCUGGCCUUCAAGUAUCGAGGAAAGAUUUUGUACCGUUGCUGUCGACCCAUUAACCCAGGACACGAGCUCUUGGUGUGGUACGAUGAGGAGUACUCCAGAAAUCUUGGUGAUACGUUUAAGCACCUCUGGAUCAAAAAGUGCUCUUCAAAUGAAUUAAACAAGGCUCCAGUUCAUCUUUUCUCCUGCUCAUUGUGUCGACUUUGUUGUACAUCUCAAAUUCACCUCAGCGAACACAUCCAGAGCUGCCACUACAGAGAGUAUAUGACACAGCAGAGCUCAGGAGAGAGCAAGGUGCCAUCAAACUACUCGAGCAAUCGGCAAACAUCUGAAACUCUCAAAUCAGAUGCCUCUCAAAAGGAGACGCAGGAAAAAAUUGACACUUGCUCAGACAGUGGAAACAGUUUGACUCAUCAGAGUCCUCUCAAAACGUACGAGUGCAGUCAAACCAGUGAGACGCUGUUUCACUGCUUACAGUGUGGCAAGAGUUUUAGUAAAAAGAGUAACCUCCGAAAGCACCAACGCAUUCACACAGGAGAGAAGCCGUAUCACUGCUCACAAUGUGAAAAGAGUUUUAUUCAAAAAAGCGAUCUGCGGCAACACCAACGAAUUCACACAGGAGAGAAGCCGUAUCACUGCUCACAGUGUGGCAAGAGUUUCACACAUCAGAGUCAUCUCCAGUUACACCAGCGCAUUCACACAGGGGAGAAACCGUAUCACUGCUCCGAGUGUGGAAAACGCUUUAAUCAAAAGAGCAACCUCCACGUCCAUCAGCGCAUUCACACAGGGGAGAAGCCGUUUCAUUGCUUACACUGCGGAAAGAGUUUUACUUUACAGAGUCAUCUCCACGUGCACCAGCGCAUCCACACCGGGGAGAAGCCGUAUCACUGCUCCGAGUGUGGGAAGAGCUUCACUCAUCAGAGCCAUCUCCAGCGGCAUCACCGCAGUCACACGGGAGAGAAACCGUAUCGUUGCUCGCAGUGUGAGAAGAGUUUUAACCAUCAAAGUCAUCUCCAAAGACAUCACCGGACUCACACGGGAGAAAAGCCGUAUCACUGCUCACAUUGUGGAAAGAGUUUCUCUCAACAAAGUACUCUCCAACUUCACCAGCGCAUUCACACAGGAGAGAAGCCGUAUCAUUGCUUACAGUGUGGAAAGAGGUUUACGUAUUCACUAACGUUUAAGACCCACAAGUGCACCAACACAGAGCCAUUGCAUUAUGUGAAUUAUGUCUCAAACUAAAUGACUUGUAUUAUUUGCCUUUUUUUAUUUUAAAAUUACCUGUGUAAACCUUUUUUUUCCAUUCUAUUUACUUAUCUCUGAAAGGCAAAGCAUAUACUAUUUCAGCUAUUCAUAUUGUUAAUGUUUGCUUUUGAGUUUAAAUAUUCUUAAGAAAAAAAGAUUCUGUGGAGAUAAUUUAAGUGCAGCGUUGUCACUAUAGUCCAAACUGUCCAUUGUUUUUUUUUUUUGUUUUUUUUUUUGGUGUAUGCAUGUGAUAUGGAGUCCUGAUAUUAACAACAUUGAUUAGUGACAAAAUGACAGCAAAAUAAUGUAUUAUUAAUCUGGUGUUAAUUAAUUAUGACACAACUAACAGAUUCAAAUGAUUGGCCCAAAUGGUUCCUUGGACCGAUUGUAUGGCACUUGUGUGUUUGUUGUUUUUUUUCCUCCUGUCGUACAGACAUAAAAAAAUACAGUAAUCUUAAAGUUUGGAAAGAAGUGGCGUUGGUUCUGGAGAGUGUUUGUAGUUAGUACCGUUAGCCUGUGCUGCUAACACAAACCCUAGCAUGUAACGUACAACAAACUACAUUUUUACGUUAAUUAAUGGAUUAUUUAAUUUGUGUUUAACUAAUUAAAAGAUUUUACACACAGUCAUGUUAAAGUUAGUACCCCCCUUUUUCAUUCUUUUUUCAUGUAAAUACAGUGGGGCAAAGAAGUAUGAUGAACUAAGAAAUGAUGGAAACUAAGUAUUUGGUAACAAAAUUUCAUUCUAAUACUUUGUCAUUGUCAACAAAGGGUAUAUAACAGAGGUCAAACGUUUUCUGUAAGUCUUCACAAGGUUUUCACACACCGUUUCUGGUAUUUUGGCCCAUUCCUCCAUGCAGAUCUCCUCUAGAGCAGUGAUGUUUUGGGGCUGUCGCUGAGCAAAACGAACUUUCAAUUCCCUCCAAAGAUUUUCUAUGGGGUUGAGAUCUGGAGACUGGCUAGGCCACUCCAGGACCUUGAAAUGCUUCUAACGAAGCCUCUCCUUCGUUGCCCGGGCAGUGUGUUUGGGAUCAUUGUCAUGCUGGAAGACCCAGCCACAUUUCAUCUUCAAUGCCCCUGCUGAUGGAAGGAGGUUUUCACUCAAAAUCUCACGAUGCAUGGCCCUAUUCAUUCUUUCAUUUACACGGAUCAGUCGUCCUGGUCCCUUUGCAGAAAAACAGCCCUAAAGCAUAAUGUUUCCACCUCCAUGCUUCACAGUAGGUAUGGUGUUCUUUGGAUGCAACUCAGGAUUAUUUCUCCUUCAAACAUGACCAAUUGAGUUUUUACCAAAAGGUUCUAUUUUGGUUUCACCUGAAACCAAACGUUCAUAUGACGUUUUUCCAAUCCUCUUCUGGAUCACCCAAAUGCUCUCUAGCAAACUUCACACGGGCCUGGACAUGUACUGGCUUAAGCAGGGGGACACGUUUGACAGUGCAGGGUUUGAUUCCCUGGCGGUGUAGUGUGAUACUGUUGGUAGCCUUUGUUUCUUUGAUCCCAGCUCUCUGCAGGUCAUUCACUAGGUUCCCCCGUGUGGUUCUGGGAUUCUUCUUGUGUUCAGUUCUUGUGCUCAUUUUGCCCCAACGGGGUGAGAUCUUGUGUGGAGCCCCAGAUGGAGGGAGAUUAUCAGUGGUCUUGGCACCAGCCUGGUGCAGGUUUACACUUUUGUUUCUGGUGUCCUUUGACAGCUCUUUGGUCUUGGCCAGAGUGAAGUUUGGAGUGUGACUGACUGAGGUUGAGACAGGUGUCUUUUAUACCGUUAAUGAGUUCAAACAGAUGUCAUUAAUACAGGUAACGAGUGGCGGACAGGGGAGACUUAAAGAAGUUACAGGUCUGUAAGAGCCAGAAAUCUUGCUUGUUUGUAGGUGACCAAAUACUAAUUUUAACUAGGAAUUUACCAGUUAAUUCUUUAAAAAUCCUACAAUGUGAUUUUCUGGAUUUUUUUCUUAUUUUGUUUCUCAUAAUUAAGGUAAACCUAUGAUGAAAUUACAGGCCUCACUUAUCUUUUUAAGUGGGAGAACUUGUACAAUUAAUGGCUGACUAAAUACUUUUUUGCCCCACUGUACAUAAUAAAAAUUAUAAAUAAUUCAAUAGCUUGUAGAUCCAUGUUUAGCAGCAGUGACCUGAAAUAAGCUUUUCCUUUAUGACUUUCAGUCUCUCACAUUCUUUUGGUCUAUUCUACCUUAUAACAUUGUUUCGGUUCAUUAAGGUUGUUGGUCAUUUGCUUAUCCACAGCUCUUUUAAGGUCCCGCCAUAGCAUUUCAGUUGUGUUGAGGUAUGGACAUUGAUUAGGUCAGGGGUUGGCACCAUGCGGCUCUCUGUGGCUUUGGAAAAUUAAUAAGUAUUUAUUUAAAACUUUUUAUUUUGUUUUUAAUAAAUGCAAUUCUAAAUUUUAAUUAGGUGAUCUUGUAACAUUAAAAUAAAAUUUAGUGUUAAAUCUGCCGACAUGAGAUUUACUAAGCUUUUUAAAUCCCCGUAUUAGUUUUUUUAGCGGUCAACCAGUUUUAUCUUCAUUUUAGAUGUCAAAAGGGUUUUGUGGCUCCUGGUGUUUUCUUUUCUGUGGGUAACGGGACCAAAUGGGACCUUUAAGUGUUUAAGCUUGCCGACUCCUGGACUAGGCCAUUCCAAACCUUUUGAUUCUUUUAUUUUUCAGCAAUUCUGAUAUAGAUGUACUGGUGUGCUGGAUCAUUGUCUUGUUGCAUGACCUAAUUUUGACCAGGUUUUUUCAGCCAAGGCCUCACACUUGCCUGUAGAAUACUCCGGUACACAGAGGAGUUCAUGGUUGACUCAAUGACUGCAAGGUGCCCCGGUCCUGCUGUGCUUGACAGUGGGUAUCGCGUUGAGCAUUAAGACCAAACAACUCCCAAAAGCUGUGUGGUUCAGAUGUUCUGCAAGCAUUAAUUAAUCAGAAGAGGUUUCUCCUGGUAACUCUUACAAACAAACCGUAUUUGUUCAGUCUUUUUAAUUAAACUUUCAUGAACUUUAAAAUGUUCAGUGAGGUCUGUAGGGUCUGCACUGUAGCUUUUUUUUUUUUUUUUUUUUUCUCUGUACAUUUAUAUAUUUUUUUUGUAUUAUUGCACAGUCUGACCUUGAGGUGAAUGUGCUGGGACGUCCACCCCUGAAACGAUUGGCAUUGAAUGUGUUUCACUUGAAUAAUCUUUCUCACUGUAGAAUGAAAAACUGUAGAAUAUGAAAAAUAAUUCUAAUUGUUUGGAAAUGGGUUCAUAACUAUUUCCAGAUUUAUCUGUAAGACCAUUGCUUAUUUCUUUCCAUCUUGGUAUUGUGUUUAGACACAUCCAUAGCUUACAGGAAACUUCCAAAACUUUUGCUUGUGAUCACUUAAUCAAUGGCUGAUGAUUAGCAGCACCUAGUAUUGUCUGCUUGUUGUUUUUUUGGGGGGUUCAUUUUGGUUUAAUAAAAAAUCACAUGGUGAAAAAAGUUA
This is a messenger RNA of Clarias gariepinus (North African catfish), 5715 nucleotides long. Its product is annotated as histone-lysine N-methyltransferase PRDM9-like. The transcript has 7 exons. Gene Ontology annotation, molecular function: protein binding; histone methyltransferase activity. Lineage: Eukaryota; Metazoa; Chordata; Actinopteri; Siluriformes; Clariidae. Gene Ontology annotation, cellular component: nucleus. The record is from RefSeq and is a predicted model, not a curated record. The coding region runs from base 402 to 2276 and encodes 624 amino acids.